AUGGGUGUGAGCAAGUUAGAUGUUUUGUACCGGAGACUUUUCCUUACAAAGCUUUUUAUCAGAGGAUGGGGAAGGCCAGAGGAUCUCAAAAGACUGUUUGAAUUCAGAAAGAUGAUUGGAAAUAGAGAAAGAUGCCAGCAUCUGGUUUCAAGUGAUUAUCCAGUAUACAUUGAUAAGAUUGAGGAGCAAUCAGACUGUAAAAUCCUAGAUGGGCACUUUGUUUCUCCAAUGGCCCAUUGUGUACCUGAUAUCAUGCCAAUUGAAUCUGUUAUUGCAAGAUUCCAAUUUAUUGUGCCUAAAGAAUGGAAUAGCAAAUACAGACCAGUAUGUAUUCAUCUUGCUGGAACAGGAGAUCACCAUUAUUGGAGGCGAAGAACACUAAUGGCUCGCCCUAUGAUUAAAGAAGCCCGGAUGGCUUCUUUGUUAUUAGAAAACCCUUAUUAUGGCUGCAGGAAACCCAAGGACCAAGUAAGGUCCAGCUUAAAAAAUGUGUCUGAUCUUUUUGUGAUGGGAGGAGCACUUGUUUUAGAAUCUGCAGCUCUCUUACACUGGCUGGAAAGGGAGGGUUAUGGACCUCUCGGAAUGACCGGAAUAUCCAUGGGAGGACAUAUGGCUUCCUUGGCAGUAUCCAACUGGCCUAAGCCCAUGCCAUUGAUUCCUUGUCUAUCUUGGUCCACAGCAUCUGGGGUCUUCACUACGGGUGUGUUGAGUAAAUCAAUUAAUUGGAGGGAGCUGGAAAAGCAGUAUUAUACACAAACAGUUUAUGAAGAUGAAAUUAUUCACAUGCUUGAAUAUUGUGGAAUGGAUUCUUUCAAAAUGGGACAAGAGUUUGUGAAAAAUUUUCCUAGCAGUGAAGACAAGUUAACUAACCUUGAUCUGGUUUCCAGAACUUUAAAGUUAGAUUCAGCAGACCAAGUUGUAUCCCCAAAAUCUGCUGAGUGUCAUAAUUCUAAUAAAACAUCUAUCAAUACCACAUCAGGACUCUUGUUGCAAAAAACCUCUAAGAUGGAAUGCUUCAGUCAACCACUUUCAACCAACAAAAGUGAAUAUGGGGGUUAUAUUAAUCAGUCAUACCACCUACUCAGUAAAGAACAAAGACGAAAUAAUCUCCAAAAAGAAUCUUUAAUAUUUAUGAAAGGAGUCAUGGAUGAAUGUACUCAUGUAGCAAAUUUCUCAGUUCCAGUUGACCCAAGCCUAAUUAUAGUGGUUCAAGCCAAAGAAGAUGCCUAUAUUCCACGAACAGGAGUUCGAAGUCUACAAGAAAUUUGGCCUGGUUGCGAAGUCCGAUAUCUAGAAGGGGGUCAUAUUAGUGCAUAUCUUUUUAAACAAGGAGUCUUUAGGUAA
Messenger RNA from Chrysochloris asiatica (Cape golden mole), 1344 nucleotides. RefSeq names its product chromosome unknown open reading frame, human C4orf29 (gene ABHD18). The transcript has 11 exons. NCBI's taxonomy places the organism in Eukaryota, Metazoa, Chordata, Mammalia, Afrosoricida, Chrysochloridae. Bases 1 to 1344 code for a protein of 447 amino acids. The record is from RefSeq and is a predicted model, not a curated record.